Molecule: messenger RNA, 534 nt
Organism: Anthostomella pinea
Lineage: Eukaryota; Fungi; Ascomycota; Sordariomycetes; Xylariales; Xylariaceae
Source: the annotation of a GenBank genome assembly
AUGGCCAAGCCUACCACCCACGACGCGGCGGACUCAUCCUCCAUCACGCUCGAGAAGCCCGUCCCCGCCCCUACCAAGCGCCCCGGCACCUCAGGCACCGAGAACCUGCUCAUCACGAACCGGCGGCAGGCCUCAGAGCAAUUCCAGAAAGCCCAGAAGGCCGAGCGUGCCUACCGCGCUAAGAAGCACGCGUCGGCGGCGCGCACCAACUACACGGAAACCAAGGCGCACUUUGCGGCCGCGGCAACGCACCUGCGCCUCGGCGUGAAAGGGCUGCUGGGCGUAAUGCGCGCAUUGCCGUACCUGGCGGGCGAAAGGCGCGAGGAGGGACGGCGGAAGGCGGAGGCAAGGAAAAGGGCGAGGCAUUUGGAGCAGAAGAAGAAGCUUGAGGAGGAGCUGGCACGGCGGUCGGGGGACGGGGAUGGUGAUGAUGAUGCGGAGGGUGGAGAGACCGCGGAGGGCGAGGAUGAGAACGAGAAGCUGAGCGAGAAGAAAAAGGGGAAGGGGAAGGGCAAGAAGAGCGCGGCGGAGUAG